Molecule: messenger RNA, 639 nt
Organism: Fusarium fujikuroi IMI 58289
Lineage: Eukaryota; Fungi; Ascomycota; Sordariomycetes; Hypocreales; Nectriaceae
Exons: 1
Coding region: 1-639 (212 amino acids)
Molecular function (GO): hydrolase activity
Source: RefSeq, a predicted model, not a curated record
AUGGUCGGUCGCGAAGGCGUCGCCGUCGCAAAAUGGCUCAACAGUCUUGGCUUCUACGCGUUCGUCCUAGUGCAUCGCUUCCCGAACAGCGAAACAGGUGCUCAAGCGCCGUUAGAUGACGGAAGGAGAGCCCUUAAGAUCAUGGCUGAAAGUGGACUUGCGCCAAAGGGUAUUAGCAUCUGCGGUCUCUCAUCUGGCGGUCAUCUCGGCGCCGCUCUUCUAUCAGAGUAUCCUCAAGUCUGGACAUCACCAGAUCCCGAAAUGCCUCAGAUCGAGUUUGCCAUAUUGGGUUACGGCCCUAUUUCGACGAAUGCAGCCGGCCGUACAAUUAUCGAGAACAAACCUCCUCUUCCACCAAAGGAAAAACAAGAGCUGUACGACGUUGUACAGCCGGAUGUUCAGCUUCGAUCUCCUGCGCCGCCAGUAUUCAUCGUGUACUCCAACAAUGAUCCAGUUGUACCUGUCACCAACGCAUAUCGCUUAGCAGAGGGCUUUACAAAGAGCGGAGCACCUGUCGAGUUACACAUCUUCGCUGAUGCGCCUCAUGGGUUUGCGCUAGAUAGUCCGAAGGAACUACCUGUAUCAAAGUGGCCGGUUAUGUGCGAAGCAUGGCUGAAGCAGAAUAAUUGGAUAGAAUGA